This is a messenger RNA of Zymoseptoria tritici IPO323, 987 nucleotides long. RefSeq lists its product as uncharacterized. The coding region runs from base 1 to 987 and encodes 328 amino acids. NCBI's taxonomy places the organism in Eukaryota, Fungi, Ascomycota, Dothideomycetes, Mycosphaerellales, Mycosphaerellaceae. Gene Ontology annotation, biological process: biosynthetic process. Gene Ontology annotation, molecular function: isomerase activity. The record is from RefSeq and is a predicted model, not a curated record. Gene Ontology annotation, cellular component: cytoplasm. The transcript is spliced from 2 exons.
AUGACCAUCUCCCUCCCUUUCACAACUCUCGAUGUCUUUACCACGACUCGCUAUGAGGGAAAUCCUCUAGCGGUCGUGCAUAUUCCGACGGAUCCGAAGAAGCAACCGUCUAGUGAUCAGCUGGAUCAGAUCGCAAAAGAAUUCAACUUGUCCGAGACCAUAUUCGUAUAUCUCCGCGAUGAGUCCACGGACAAUGGCGCCGAUGAGUUGCCGGAGUGGAAGGUGAGGAUCUACACGAUCGAGGGAGAGAUUCCUUUUGCUGGACAUCCGACCAUCGGAGCAGCCGUUCACUGCCUUACAACCCUUCAUCCAUCAGCCUCGACCUCAGGCAAGCCGCUCAAAGGCCGGCUCCUCGCUCCCGCUGGUCCCAUCGAUAUAUCCUUCGACCCAGCCUCAGGAGCUGCUUCCGCCAACAUCCCUCACAACGUGCACAUUCACACCGAGAAGCCUCCCUCGCUCAAUGACAUCCACCAGCUCCAGCCGUCGCUGAAAGAUCACUUCAACCCAUCCACUCCUAGCGACGCCAUUAACCUCGUCUCCACAGUCAAAGGCAUGACCUUCUUCCAAGUCGAAGUCCCCGACGUGGAGACGCUUGGCCAAGUCAGCACGUUGGCCGUCCGACCCGAUGCUGUCGCACGAAUGGACGCAGCUUGGAAUGUCGGCCUUGUGGGCUCAUACUUCUACACCAUCACGUCCCCAUUUAAAGCCGCCGAAGAUGUCGAGCAGAUCCAAGUCCAGUCCCGCAUGCUAUUGAACAGCUUCGAAGAUCCGGCGACUGGCUCGGCGGCUUGCGGGCUGGCGGCAAGGUUGGCUUUGACGAGGGGUGGAAAUCGGGUGGUCGAUGUGGAGCUUGUGCAGGGCGUGGAGAUGGGGAGGAAGAGUGUAAUCGGGGUGAGGGUGGAGUUGAAUCAGGAAAAGAAUGCGGUGGAGAGGAUGGAGCUGAGAGGGAGUGCCGUCAGGGUUAUGGAGGGUACUGUUGAGGUGUAG